This is a messenger RNA of Geodia barretti, 621 nucleotides long. NCBI's taxonomy places the organism in Eukaryota, Metazoa, Porifera, Demospongiae, Tetractinellida, Geodiidae. The record is from the annotation of a GenBank genome assembly.
AUGUGGAUGGAGCGACAGGGGUUGUCCCAGGCCGUGGUGAGAGCCAUCGACCACGGUUCCGCAGUCAUCGGCAUUUGCGGCGGAUACCAGAUGUUGGGGAAGACCCUGUUGGACCCGGACCGCAUCGAGUCUGACAUCGGAGCGGCGGACGGUUUGGGCCUGCUUCCCCUGAUAACCACGUUCGCCGGAACCAAAGAGACCCACCGGGUGGAGGCGACCGUGCGGCAAGAGGCGUCUGCGCCCGGGCACCUGAUGUCCGGCGCCGUUGGAGAGCCGGUGAUUGGGUACGAGAUACACAUGGGGCAAACUUCGGGGGAGGGUGUCAUACCCGCGUUCAACGUGGUCGACCGGGCCGACGCGGCCGUCACGUCAGCGACGGCGUUUGACGGCGCCCUGGAUGCCAAUGGGCGCGUGAUGGGAACGUACAUCCACGGACUGUUUCACAACGCCGGCGUUCGGCGCGCGAUCCUGGGAGAACUGGCACGCCGCAAAGGCGUUGGCCUGCCGGAAGGCGUGGAUGUGACCCGCGACCGCGAGUAUGACCGGCUCGCCGACUGGGUACGCGACAGCCUGAGAAUGGACCUGAUCUACGACAUGGUUGGGAUGACGCCAGCGCUAUGA